Molecule: messenger RNA, 3431 nt
Organism: Odontomachus brunneus
Lineage: Eukaryota; Metazoa; Arthropoda; Insecta; Hymenoptera; Formicidae
Product: urea transporter 2-like
Exons: 9
Coding region: 360-1592 (410 amino acids)
Biological process (GO): urea transmembrane transport
Cellular component (GO): membrane
Molecular function (GO): urea transmembrane transporter activity
Source: RefSeq, a predicted model, not a curated record
UUGCAAAAGUGUUCUAAGUCCGCUAGUGCGAAUAUGAUUCGUGCGUUAAUGACGUACAGAUAAUUUUGUUGCACAGUUGUACAUGAGGAUAGUCUUCGAGCGUCUCAGGAAAGUGAAGGUUGCGAGAUUCGACCAGUGAUUCUACAGAAUUCACAAUUUUUCAAUCAUUCAGUUAAAAGAUCCCCGUUCUCCUACAAAGUCUUUUUAAAAACUUCACUGAUAGUGAAGCUUUAUCAGUGUUUAUCAGCGCAGUCUUUUGAAUAUAUGGAGUGUCAUUGAAAUGCACGCGCGUGUGUGGUAACGAAAUUUCGGUUUCAAUACGAACGAGUUUCUCUCGUAAUACUGUUCACUGAUACGCGAUGGCUGCGAGAGAGCUACCAGUGACAGAGUUGCGACAGACACGCAAGUGGGUACCAUGUGUGGGCGACUUUGCGAUCUUGAAGAAAUACUAUGCCGAGAAGAAACGACCGUUCUGGCUGGUGCUGCAAUUAUUCGACGCUUUGCUUCGGGGAUUUGGGCAAGUCGUAUUCGCGAAUAAUCCUCUCAGCGGGCUGCUGAUAGCGGUUACCUUGGCUGCGGUAGCGCCAGGUGCAUUGGCGUUGUCUGCAGCCACCGGCGUCCUUGGCCUCCUACUGUCCGUGCUGGUACGAGAUUCUCAGGACAAUGUGGAGAACGGGUUAACCGUGUACAAUCCGUUGCUAGUCGGCGUUGUAUCGUACGCUCUGGUGCCGCAGAUUUAUGGAGCUUUCGAUGCCUUCAGCUUCCUGCACUUACUCUUGGGAACGAUAUUCAGUGUUUAUCUCGCGCGGUCCCUGGGAAGCGAUAAAUUCCCGUGCACAACGUGGCCGUUUAACCUGGUGGAGUUCGCGUUGAUUUUCGCCCUUUCGACGCGGAAUGGCACGGCCGUGGUAACCGAUUCCGUGGAACCGAUGUUUGAGAUGCACAAUGCAACAAGUGAGACGAUGACGACGACGACGACGACGACAGUGGACGGCGCCGGUUUCUACGUACAGAAUGCGACCACCAACGUUGACUGGGGAAUGUUGGUACGAGGUAUCAUUGUUGCUCCGUCGCAGGUGUUCGCCAUUGAUAAUACAAUGUUUGGAUCCGUCGUGUAUCUGGCGAUACUAUUAUUUUCGCCAACAAUGGCCGCGUUUUCGUUUCUUGGUGCUCUUGUCGGGUGUUUUGCAGGCUUGGAGCUCGGAGCAGAGUACGGCGAAAUCUACAACGGAUACUGGGGUUACAACAGCCUGCUGACUGGGGCCGCCUUGGGAGGGAAUCUAUUAGUGCUGAAUAGCCAGACGACCGUUGCCACCGUCGUCGCGAUCGUUUAUACCACUCUCGUGCAAUAUUCCAUACAGUUCGUAUUUACGAAAGUGGGCCUACCAAUAUUGACGCUACCGUUCGUCAUAGUCGUCUCAUUGUUCUUAAAGCUGAGAAGCGACGAGGACGAUGCAACGUUUCCACAGCCCAUGUUGGUCUCCUUCCCUGAAAAACAGCGCCACGAGUAUCUCGCGAGUCGCACAGCACUCGUUCAAGCAGUACGUCCUCUCUUUCGGAGAGAGAAAAGGGAGAUAGAGAGAGUGUCAUGACAUCUCACAUUCGCGACGAUAGAGAUCGCCAAGAGCAACGACGCGCAGCGCAUCACCGUGGUUUACGUCGAAUUCUAUUUCGCGAGAUGCACCAAUGUGAUUUGCCGUUGAAACUUCUUUCGCGAUAAGAUGCCCCUCGGAAUCCAUCAAAACCACGCCCUACAAGAAGAACAGAAAUUGAUUUCUGCCCUACUCUCAGCUUCUGCGUAGGCCGAAUUGUUUUCACGGCAAGCAGCGCGCCUACCGGACGGAUUAAAUUUUUCAACCACGUCAACGUGAUUACUGUGUCUGCUCAUUUCGCAAAGUCAAAUUUCAAUAAUCUGAUGAAGAAUUAAUCUGUUAUUGAAAAUCAGCAUAUAAAAAUAUCGUUAAUAUUUUUGUUUCCUUAUAAAUGACGUAGAUUUUCAUUCACUGAGACAAAAAAAUGGUUGAUCUAACUAAAAUUGUAAUUAUUUUUUAUCCCAAUCAUAUUUUUUGGUUGUUCAAACAACACAAAAGUGGUGAUAGUAACAUGCACAUAAGAUUAUCAUUAACAUUAUAAAUAAUGGUCGAAUAAAAAAAAAUAGUUUUCUGGACCAUAAUUUAUAGUUAUUAUUUCUUUAUAUAAUUAUAUAGUUACAAGUACCAAACAUUUUUUUCUCAGUGCUGAAUUGGAGUAAUAAUUAGAGAAUAGAAUUUAAUUGUAUUACUUUGAAAUUGUAUAUAUACUACUUAAGUAAUUUGUAUUUUUUGUUAUAGGUGGAUAUUCCGGGAGAAUUUGACCUCGCGAAUCAGAAUUGAGGGAGACUACAAAUAAUGUAAAUAAUUAAAGUCUCGGCUAUAGUCGGUAAAUAAUUAAAGACUUGGUUUUAAUACACAGCGAUAUCAUUUCAUAAUAAACGGCGAUCUUAUACGUUUCAUCACUAUACCCUGAAAACAUUCUGCAGGGAAUACCGUAUGUGCUGAAAUUAAUUCGCUGGAAGGAUUCCACUUUAAAGAAAAGGACUUCGUUGUUCAGGCUGCGCACGUGUGUUCUCUCUCUUCUCUCCCUUGCUUCCUCUCCCUCUCUCUCUCUCUCUCUCUCUCUUCCUCCCUCUCUGUUUGAUAUGCAUCGGCGCCCCUGGAACGUCUCUGAUUCCAGCGGGAUUCUCCGCCACGUUUUCAGAUAACAGCGUACGUGCUAAUCUCCUUAUCUCGCGUGAGCGAUCCGAGGUCACGCCGGGAAGGGUGAGCGAUAAAGGCCUUGUGGGUGGACGAAGGCGCUUUUUCGGUUGGGACGUCGAGCCACAAGAAGCUACAGGUCGAUCGAUGGAAUUUAUUUCGGCGGUUCCGCUGUCGCGACACAUAAAUUUGACCGCUAGAUUUUUACGCCCACACAUGCUGCGCCGCGAAAUUGCACCGGGAAGCCAUAUGCGGCUGUGGCAGCAGUUGCUUAUCGCGGCCAGUUUCGCGUGGCUGGCGCGCGUUCUCCCUAAAUGCCGAGCGAAUGAAAUUUCGCAAACGAAGAGAAGGCCCGAUGGUCGGGACUGGAGGCGCUUUUCAAAGCGUAUAUAGAACCUACGAAAGGGAUCGCCACGAGGAUGGUUUUAACAAAGACGAGGUCAGCCCGAGGGCCUUUCUCAAUGCUGGCCGACCUAAUCAAACUGGUGAAAGCACCCUACCGCGCGGGAACAACUGCCACAAUUCGUUCUCAUUCCCGCAGGAAGGAGUUAAUGAAGAAAAGUGGCGCGAGAGUUCUGCUGUGCCCCUCCGGCUGAGAUUACUACCGCCAAACGUCACUUUUUACGUUUGUCCCGUGCGAUAUGAUAAUCGGGAUUCUUUCGUUCGAUCCGCAACGUCUUGCAUUGGAAUACGCGUUGU